AUGAUCGACGUGCGGAGCCGCCGCUGCGCGGAGCCAGGCUGCAAGCGGCAACCGAGCUACGGGUUCGAGGGCAAGAGGGCCUGCUAUUGCGCCGCCCACAAGCUGGAGGGGCAGGUGGACGUGGUGUCGCGGCGGUGCGAGGAGCCGGGGUGUCGAAGACGGCCGCUCUACGGCUAUGAGGGGCAAAAGUCGCAGUUUUGCAGCGCACACAAGCAGGAGGGGCAGGUGGACGUCUGCAACCGCCGUUGCCAGCACCCGGGCUGUUCUAAGCGCCCUUGCUUCGGGCUGCCGGGGCAGCGGCCGUGCUUUUGCGGCUCCCAUCGGUCUCCGGAGAUGGUGGAUGUGAUCAGUCACAAGUGCGCGUACCCCGGCUGCAGCCACCCCACCGGCCACGAGGCUAACCGAGUGCGCUCCAAAUUCUGCGACAAGCACAAGUCGGUCGGGUUGGCCGGCGCGUCGUUACUUCAGCUGGCUGGUGGCGCCGAAAGCUCCGCUUCUUCACCCGCCCCCACCGGCACCGGGCAGAACGCGGCAAACUCACCGCCGCCAGAGGGAGCAACAGCAGGAGGGGGGCCCUGGAUUAGCGGCAAUCAAAUGCGCGGCGGCGGUUUGCCCGCUGGUGCCGAUGAACAGCAGCCGCCGGCCUCCGUGCAGCAAAAACAUGCCCCCGCCGCCGCCGAGCCUCGAACGCGCCGGGCGAGCUUCAACGCCCCCGCCGUGGCGCCAAUCAUCCAGCCCGUGCUCCCCGACUUGAAAACGCAGCACACGCGCAGGUCUUCCAUGCCCGCCCCGCUUCUUCCUUCGGUUCAGUCCCUCCUCGACGAUAUCCCGCACGGCGGCCUGAAGCGGCAGCGCGACGAGGGCCGCGCCAGGCAGCAGCCGUACGACACGGAUGCGGACUCGGCGACGUCGUCGUCGUCGUCGCCUCUACCGCCACCCCCGGGGCCUCCAGAGGAUGCUGCAGGUUUCGCGCGUCCCGGCCCGGCGCACGUUGCCGUCAGUGGGUCGGCGGCGGAGAAAAGAGGCGGGCGCGAGGGACGAGUCGACGAGAGCGGCCGCGAUGCCUCUUCUGUGGCCGCUGAUGGUGCCUCGGCGCAGGCCCGAACCCCGAAGAAGACCACGAGCCUCUUCUCUGGGCCGGCGGCGGCGGCGGCGGCGGCUGGGAACGCCCAGCAGCAGGACGGGGAGCGGGCGACAAGGCGGAAGGUUUGGAACCCACACCAGAGCCCGCCUUCCAGCACCACGGGGUACGUCACGUCUUCCCCGGCGAUGAAUUGGAGGCGGGAUGGCGUGGCGACGUUGGGAAGAGCCGCGUCCUUCGAUGAGGCGAGGUUGGCCGAGAGGAAGAGCGGGAUGCAGAGCGAGGACUCCUCGAAGCCCCGCCGCGCGUCGGCCUUCGUGACCCACGGGAGCGCCCUGCCGCCGAGGGUGAUCGAGAUGCACAGGCGGGACUCAGCGUACGAGACCCGCACGGUGCCGGCCGGCGCCGGGCGGGUGGCCCACUACAGCGACCUGCUGUCGGCGAACGCGUCCUCGCGGUCCGUCACCGCCUUCAACGGCCGCCCGGGCUACUCCCCGUCGCUCACGCUGGCGCACCCGGACGCCGUGAUCGAGGAGGAGGCCGUGGCCGGGGCGGCGGCGGCGGGACAGAGAGAAGACGGAGCGGGGGCUGGGGCACCGAGCGGCGGGGGCAGGCCCCCCAUGCCGGGCUCAAGGGCGGCGGCGCGGAUGUUCCACGUCAUGCCCGCGACAGCGGUGUUCGCGGGCGACCUGCCGUCUUACGCGCGGGGCGAGACUCCUUCCAAGGCGACGACAGCGGCGGCGGCGGCAUCAUCGGCAGCCCAGGCGGGUGGGGGGGGCGGCAGGCGGCGGUGGUCCGUCCUCGACCCGGCGGGGCCAGCGGCGAAAGAAGGGGGCGGGGCGGCGGCGACGUUGGUGGCGGCGUGGGGUGCACCCGUCGACGAGGGAACAGAAGACAAGGACGACGCCGCCGACGCGGGGACGACGAGCGCGGUCGAGGAUCGGGGGAUGGGCAGCCGACGAGCAGGAAGCGGGGUAGGGAACGUCGGAGAGUAUCAGGCGCCGAAUCGACACCCAAGACGCGGCUCGAUGAUGACUCCGGCGGCACCGGCGGGCAGGCCGCGUACCACGGCCCUGGCCCGCUCGCCGCCGCCGCCCCGCCAAACCACCAGAGCCAGGCGGCGGCCGCGGCGGCGGCGGCCGCGGCGAGCGCGUUCGUCCCCGCUUGGGGUGCCCCGGCCAACGACGGGCCGGGGCAGGAACCAAGGGGGCGAUCAGCCGAGAGCGGUGUUGCCGGGAGGAGAGAUGGCCGGCGCGCGGGGGGUAUAUUCGGCGGCGGGGACGGGGGCGCGCUCGGGGGUGAGAGCGGAAACGAGAGCGGGACGUUUUCGUCGCUGCCACAGCGCCCUGGUUUGUCGGGGGUUGCGGGGUUGUCGGAGGAGGGAGGGCCGCCGCCGGCGGCUGCAAGACGCGGCUCGAUGAUGGCGCCGUUGGCGCCGAUAGGAAGGAGAGACCAGAAGGGCCCAUCAACAGCGGCGGCGGCGGCGGCGGCGGCGGCGUCCGUUCCGCCUUCUUGGGGCGCACCUCCGGCGCCCAGGCGUGCCUCUGUGUGCACGUCUGGCGGACCUUCCGGUACGCCAUCGCAGAGGCGAGGGUCGUUUGUUGUUGGCAUGGCCGCAACGAUGGCAUCCAAGGAGGAGUUGCCGUCAGUUGAGGAGGGUAUCCAGGCCCAGCGACAGCGGGGAUUCAUCAUGGUGCCGACCAAGCCGGAAGAUUGCCCAGCCGACGUGGGGGGGGGUACGAGGCAAUCCGAUGGCCAGCGGCGGCAGCAGCAGCAGCAGCAGCAGCUACAACAACAACAACAACAACAACAACAACAACACUCACGGCGAGGAUGUAUGGAGGACGAGAGUAUGGGGACGGCGCCGAGUAGUUAAUCGGGCGUGGCCGUGAGGGCGGGCUGAAUGCCUGUGAUGGAGCGGUGCCGACAUCCGUUACUACACUGGCAGAGAAUUGCUGUGUUGAGGAUGUUUUUUUUGUGAAGGAAAGGUGGAGGCUUCGAGGAGCAGUUCGGUGGGUUUGCGUUUGCGGACGCUCUAUGCAGCUGUGCCGGUAGUUGUGCGUAACCAGUAGAGUAGAGGCAGGAAACGACUCGUGUGGAGAGGCGACGUCUGAAGGGGGGUCGAAAGGCGCGAGCGGUGGUGUAGCCGUGUUCCCAGCUAUACCGCCUCCAGUGCCCGACCGAUUUUUGGGCUGCGGUACCAGUGUUGAUUUGUUUUGGUACCCGUGUGCAUGUUUGUGUUGUGUGGACCAACCUCACCACCUUGUGCCUGUUUAGUUAUUAACGCCCGAUGUCUUGAUUGUUUUUGAGUCCUGGCCGGUUCUUUUGUAGGACCCAGUCAUGCCGGAGUCGAAAGCCACUUUUCUUUGCCCUGAUUUUUUGUCCAGAUUUGUCUUUUUUGUGUGUAUUACGAUGACCCUUUUGUGUGCUUUUUUUCAGGGCUGCCUGUUUGGCCAAUUUUUGGUUCGCCACGCAUUAGAUUGUGACUAACCUCCCCCGGCUAUUCUCUCCGUUGGCGCAGCUGUUUUCUCUGGAAACUUGUCGAAACGUUUGGAAUUGAUUGUUGCGGAUGCUUGGAUCUGAAUCUUGUACAGCAGUAGUGGAAGUGUAGUUGCCGUGGGCGGUGUAGCUGGCGCGGCCUGGUGUUGCCUGCGCUUCCCCCCUUUCGCGCAAGCCCUGCCCCUACCUUGAAAUCAAUGGCCAAUGAAAAAAUGAUGAAAUGUGUAUGUUGAGACUAGCGGCAUGGCAGUAGAGUUUAGGAUUAGGUUCGCGAUGCGAACGGUACAUACGUCGGUGUUUCUAGUGAUGAUGGGGGGAGACUACAAUCUAUCGUAUGAGUACUAAACUGGGUUUACGACGGAGGGCGGUGUGCAGCAACACUAAACUAUGUAGCGCGAGGAACCAUACACUUCCGAAUUUUCGUAUGCGACCUUUGUCAUGAGUCAAAAUCACCCGCCCCGUUUUUUCUGUGUUCGAGUGUGUUUGUUCCUCUGCGGCUUUGUCGGUGUUGUGAUACGUGUCAUUGUGUCUUGUGUUUGUGUUUCGAGUGACUUUUUGGCCUUGCCCUUUCCACACACCUACCCCGGGCAACAUUAGAAUGUGUAGACCCUGGAGCUGAACCUCCAAUAGCAGUAGCGGGGAUUGUACGUCGGGAGGGGGGGGUGCGGGGCGGCAGCACAGCGUGGUAGCGUAGUUGAGUUCCCAUUGGCCCAAAGCGAUGCUCUUCCGUUCUCGCCUGUCGUUUUGCUCAUGCAUUUCGCCUGCGAACGACUGCUGUGUAUGUACCGUUCUCGCGUGUAGCAGUGAGAGUAUCACGGUAGGAGCUUUGGCGCUUGCCGGCGGCGUCGGUGGCACCAAAUGUUCUCCUCCGAGAACAGAGGGUCAUCAUGUUUUAGCAUAAUUAGGGGCGCACUAUUCGCUGCGCAAUUGUUGACCUGAACGGCAUGCACGUUGACAUGGAAAGUUCGAUAUGAUCAUCUUUGGGACUACUGCUGAACGUUGAGGUCGUUGGGAGAUUGAAAGAGGCGACAGCAGCAGUCGAUAGUCGUUUUUGUACUCGAAGGGUUUACUCGUGGAUGUCGCGUAUGCAUAGAGAAACGAAUGGACUGUAGAUUUCAGAUGAGUUUCAACAACGAAAAACGAACACAAGAGGGCACA
Molecule: messenger RNA, 4738 nt
Organism: Ectocarpus siliculosus
Lineage: Eukaryota; Phaeophyceae; Ectocarpales; Ectocarpaceae
Source: the annotation of a GenBank genome assembly